AGAUUAAUUAAUAAAAAUUUAAUUUUUAUUUUACAGAGCCGCCGCAGAUUAUUUGGAUGACCGAAGAUCACAGCGAAGAUUUUAACCCAGAGCAAUCCGAUUUGCAAAUAGAAGCUGUCAAGUACGCAUGCCUGAACCCGAACUGCACGAAAACUUUUAGCGAUAAGAGCAAUCGCAAUACUCAUUACAAUUACCAGUGCGGAAAACCCCCGAGAUUCAAGUGUCCCUAUUGCAAUCAUAGGUCACAUCGCAAGGCCGAUCUCAAAGCUCACGUCAGCGCCAGACAUUACGGGCUCGAAAAUUACGUCAUUGAGCUGUACAACCCUUGCAAAAAAAUUUACGCUACUAAGUCAUGUAUGUGUGCAGAUUUAAGUGUCAAUCAAUUUUUACUAACAAAUAAAUUUUAUUUUACAGGAUCGCAAAGUGGACAGAGAAGACGACGGUCAGUAAGAAGUAUUCCCGGACUAACGAAAGGUUAUUACUUCUGUCCCAAUGACAAUUGCGGUAGAAGUUAUAAAGCCAAAGGAACUUUAUUGACUCACUUGAAAUACGAGUGUGGACAAGCGCCUCGCUUUAUGUGCUCGUAUUGUGGAUUUAAGACCAGUUUUAGAAGUAAUUUAAGGCGACACUUGAACCAACGUCAUCCUGGCAAGGAGAUUCGGAUCGUUGAUCUCGUUAAAAUGCGAUGAUUCAAUUGUUAAUAUUUAAUUUUUCUGUAUUUUUUACUUUCCUCCAACUUUAAAUAAAUUUUCAUCGAAAUUAACGCGAUUUACAUAUUUUAAUUAUUUAUGUUUAAUAAAUAUGUACCAUAUUUACUAGGAGUAGUUAAUUGCAAUUAUUUUAGAAUUAUAUUUUACAGAAAUGAUUUUUUUUUCAGGAUCUAGAACUUCAAGGCGGAUUUAAAAAUUCUCCCGCUAAAUUUAGCAAUGGCGCGAAAACAAAAAUUUAAAAAUAAUUUUUACAAUUUUCUUUUUAUUAGAAAAAUUAGAAAUUUUCACGCACGCACACAGAAAAUUUCUAUUUUUUUUAGCGGUCAAAAAAAUUAAUUUUAUUUUUCAAAUUUUUAAAUUUUCGCGCCAUUACUAAAUUUAGCCAGAGUUAGAACUACAGCAUUUUGUGUGCACAAAAAGUGCAGCACGUGUGUUUUCAGCAAUGGUGUGAAACCGGCACAGCACAAAAAUUUAUUGCGCACAAUACUAAAGUAUACCAGCAAAAAAAAACAAAUUUUUCUUAUUUUUCAGUCUACAAAUCUAAAGUAUUCGUCGCGGAUGAACUGUACCGAAGAUUUGUCGAAUCACCAGAACUCACACAGUCAUCGAUAAUUGACUCAAAUGAAUAUCCUUUAAAUUACGGUUGCAACCGGAAGACUAUGGGACUACUACCGGAAAUAGAAGAGUCACAAAGUUAAUGCGGAAACAAAGAAGAAGAAAUACUCGUGCCCGAAUUCUGAGUGUAAUCGGGUGUUCAAAAUG
This is a messenger RNA of Microplitis mediator, 1472 nucleotides long. Its product is annotated as zinc finger protein 27-like. Lineage: Eukaryota; Metazoa; Arthropoda; Insecta; Hymenoptera; Braconidae. The transcript is spliced from 2 exons. Gene Ontology annotation, molecular function: chromatin insulator sequence binding. Gene Ontology annotation, biological process: regulation of transcription by RNA polymerase II. Gene Ontology annotation, cellular component: chromosome. The coding region runs from base 57 to 689 and encodes 210 amino acids. The record is from RefSeq and is a predicted model, not a curated record.